AUUCAAAGUUGGACGUGUUUUGUGUACAACUUGUAGGCACUAUAAACAAACUAAAACGCUUAUUUUUAUACCCGUUCUUUAAAAUUUUUUUUAGUCUCUUCGCUUGUUAUCAUGGAUGAGGUUUGUGAGCUUUGAUUUUCUACGGUGAGAGAUUCUCCUCACGCGACGCCUACCUACCCCGUACCGCAGUGGCGAUGCGCAUCCAGUCCCGAGAGAAGAAGGCUGGGGAUCCCCACGAAAUGGAGGUUGACUAUCCGCCUCAAGACGGCAGCAGCUCGGAAGAUGAGGAAACUGAGACGAGCUCCAUUUCUGAGGAUGGGGACAGUUCAGGAGAGAUGGACGAGGAGGACUAUGAAAGGAGGAGGAAGGAGUGUCUGGACGAAAUGGUCAACUUGGAGAAACAAUUCACUGACCUUAAAGACCAGCUGUACAAGGAGAGGCUCGCUCAGGUGGAUGCCAAGCUUCAGGAGGUGGCUGCAGGCAAGGCAUCUGAGUAUCUGGAGCCCGUGGCCAGCCUGCAGGAGAACAUGCAAAUAAGGGUCAAAGUGGCAGGAAUCUACAAAGAACUGUGUUUGGAGUCUGUUAAGAAAAAAUACGAAUGUGAGCUCCAAGCUGCUCUUCAGCACUGGGAGAGUGAAAAACUGCUCUUGUUUGAUGCUGUGCAGAGUGAGCUGGAGGAGAAGAUAAGACGUUUAGAAGAAGACCGUCACAAUAUCGAUAUUACCUCAGAAUUGUGGAAUGAUGAGUUACUGUCAAGGAAGAACAAAAGAGAUUCUUUCAGCCCAGAGAAACAAAAAAAGCCUGUGGUUGUCUCUGGGCCAUUUAUUGUUUAUAUGCUUAAGGACUUGGAUAUACUGGAGGACUGGACCACAAUCAGGAAGGCAGUGGCUUCCUUGGGACCACACGGAGGAAAAACGGAUGCAUCUUUCAAAAGUGACAGUCGGCACAGGGUCCGAUCUGAAAAUGGGAAGCUGUUUUAUGACGGCAGCUGGUACAGCCGAGGCCAGGCCAUUUGUAUUAACAAGAAGUACGAAUAUCCCACAAGUGCCAUCAUAACCACAAUCAAUCAUGAGGAGGUCUGGUUCAAGCGGCUUGAUGGCAGCAAGUCCAAGCUCUACAUCUCCCAGCUCCAGAAGGGCAAAUGCACCAUAAAACAUUGCUGAUGCUGUGGAGUGCAAAAAAAGAGUUUAGGAGGUGCCAUUGUUCAAACUGGACAUCUUGUGGACUGUGAGGAUUUGAAAAUGAAACAUGCUCUUGCCAGUGGGUAGUUCAGACAUGUAUGUUUGGUUGCGACAUGUCUAUGGAUCCUCAGACUCCAGGCAGUAACAGUCUAGGAGCAAGAGACCAAAUUUUGUUGUGCAAUGGAAAGACUUAAAGCUGUCUUUUGUAGAAGCUGGAGAAAAAACACCUUUACUCUUCUGUACUCAGUAUGGCUGGGCUGGCAUCAAGCUGUGUUGUGGUUUGUAAUAGAACAGUCUUUCCAGUCACAUCCCUUUGUAAAGGAGCAGCAGUUCCUACUGCCUGUGGCACCCAUCUCCCCUGGAACAUAAGAUAAUUUUAAGCCUCAGAAUUCAGACUGGCGCAUGCUUGUAUUUAGGACAGUAAAUGGGAUGUACCUUAGGUGAGACUCUUUAAUACUUUUGGUUAGUGGGUGUGGGGGGAGGGUGUCCUUUGGACUUUUUUUAAAUUGUUGGUUAUUUAGGGUGUUCUUGGAUUUUUUUAUCAUACCCUGCCACAUGGAGGUGGAACAACAGUUUGAGCAGCUUAUGAUUUUGUGCUGGAUCUGCCUGCACAUAACAGGAAAUCCAAGCUAUUGGAUGUAUGUAAAAUUAUACAGUAAGAGUUGGUAGUGUUCUGCUGUCAGAUCCUGUCAUUUUCAGAGCUGGACCACAACAGGAUCAGACACCUUUUGUAUUUUGGAAUGGUUUAACUUUUCUUAUCUUUUGUAUUUCAUGAUGAGAUGUAACCAACAUGUAAAUUGUAUAUAAAGUUUCUGUAUUACAGCAUUAUGAAAUUGUCUUGGUACACACUACCCUUGUAAUUAAUUGUAGCAUGUGACUGCAGAAUGUGUGAGCUAUAUUUGCAGUUGCACAAUGACUAA
Scleropages formosus (Asian bonytongue) is the source of this 2101-nucleotide messenger RNA. RefSeq names its product BRMS1 like transcriptional repressor a (gene brms1la). Bases 195 to 1163 code for a protein of 322 amino acids. The record is from RefSeq and is a predicted model, not a curated record. Lineage: Eukaryota; Metazoa; Chordata; Actinopteri; Osteoglossiformes; Osteoglossidae. The transcript is spliced from 10 exons.